Messenger RNA from Alternaria rosae, 1351 nucleotides. RefSeq names its product smr domain-containing protein. Bases 191 to 976 code for a protein of 261 amino acids. The record is from RefSeq and is a predicted model, not a curated record. Lineage: Eukaryota; Fungi; Ascomycota; Dothideomycetes; Pleosporales; Pleosporaceae. The transcript is spliced from 2 exons.
AUACUCCACGAUGGGGCUGCCCGAUCUUCACGGCUGAGCCACGUCAAAUCUGGACCCUGCGCAUCUGCAUGUACCCGCUUAGCGGCUCCGAGCUUCAUCUUAAUGUGUGCUGUCGCUCGACAACAACACAACACAGCAUCACCGACCCUUCUCACGCGAUUUUUAUUGUUACAAUUGGUGUCGCGACAAGAUGGCCGCUAUGGAAAUGCACUCAUUGGGUGCGCGCUCAUUAAACCACGCCUCCGCCGAUACCGAAGCCGAGUACGACCGUCUCCGAGAUCUUGCGCGCCAAGAAGCCGGAAAGCGAUCCUCCUGUUUCGACAAAGCCCACCAAGCCUACGAGUCCGGCGAUGGAGCGCGAGCCCACGAGCUGUCCGAAGAAGGCAAAGCCCACGCCGCGAAGAUGGACCAAUACAACCGUCAAGCGCGCGACUACAUCUUCCGGGAAAACAACGCCGAGGGCAGAGUCGCGGGCGACACCAUUGACCUCCACGGCUUGUUCGUAGAAGAAGCCGAGGAUGUUCUGGAAGAGAGGAUCAGGGUUGCGAGACAGAGGGGAGAAGGCCAUCUGCACGUCAUUGUGGGCAAAGGUAACCACAGCAGGAAUCACGUCCAGAAGAUCAAGCCGAGAGUCGAGCAGGUGUGCCGCGAAUUGGGAUUGCAGUACCGCACGGAGGAGAACGAGGGCAGAAUCUUUGUGAACCUGCAGGGUGGUGAUGUUCAUGAGAUGCCGCCGCCGCCUCAGGCUCCAAGCUAUGGUGGUUAUCCUGGACAACAUGGUGGGCAGCAUGGUGGGCAGCAUGGUGGACAGCAUGGGGGACAGCAACAUGGAGGUCAUCAGCAGCACGGUGGUCAACAACACGGUGGCCAACAGCAUCAUGGACAACAGCAGGGCCAGAACGAUGAGAUUGAGCAGAUGGCCAAGAAGGGCUUGUCCAGGUUGCUCAAGAAGUUUGGGUGCUGUACGGUCAUGUAAGGGCUCAGUUGGCCUGCUCUUGUGUAAAUCGCAGAGGGUGACAUGGAGGGCUGUGGAGGCCUGCAGGACACAUUUGAUACCCGCGGAUUGGAUGAAGGGAUGAGUUUGGAUAGGGACGACUUCGAUGUAUAUAGAAGGUAUAUAUUUGGAUAUUGCAAACAUGCUAAGAGUACAGCCCAUUCUGCUUCAAUGCCGCGUUUCCUUGUGCAUUGCCUCUCAUUUUUGAGUCUGAUCAGUUAAACCUCCUUCGUAUAGGAAAGAGAUCCACCAUGUAGACACAAAAGUUGUGCGGACUUCUCGACGACACAGAAAGACAGCAGAGCAGCAUCAUCAAGAACGGAUGAUGAUAUCAGACAAAUGGCAUGAAGUGAAAAC